Messenger RNA from Nicotiana tabacum (common tobacco), 777 nucleotides. The record is from RefSeq and is a predicted model, not a curated record. Lineage: Eukaryota; Viridiplantae; Streptophyta; Magnoliopsida; Solanales; Solanaceae.
AUGUACCAAUUGGUGGGGAAACUCAAUAGAUUGAAAAGAGUUCUAAAGGAGCUAAAUAGAUCUUCCUUUAAUGAAGUAGUACUCAGUGCAGAACAAGCUAAAGAACAACUAUUGGAUUGCCAGAAAAAGAUCCAACUUGAUCUUAUGAACACAACACUGAUAGGAGAGGAGAAGGAGUUGUCAAAGACUUAUCACAGGUUGCAGCUAGCAAAUGAUGUUCUUCUGUUUUGCAAAGGUGACUUCCACUCAGUCAUGUUAAUACUAAGAGGACUGAAGACUUUUUUAAAGGCAUCAGGACUAACUACUAAUGCAGAGAAAUCAAACAUCUUCAGUGUGAACAUGAAUAUGCAACACUUGGAAGGCUUGUGUGAGAUUACUGGUUACCAGAAAGGAAAGCUCCCAUUCAGGUACCUUGGAGUCCCUAUUACAUCAAGAAAGAUAUCAAUUGUAGACUUUGAAAUAUUGGUGGACAAAUUGACUGUUAAAGUUAGAGGAUGGGGAUCGAGAACACUAUCCUAUGCUGGUAGAGUGCAGCUGAUAAAUUCAAUCAAAAAUGAAGGAGGUCUAGGAGUUACAGAUUGUGUGAGCUGGAAUGAUGCUGUUAUAGUAAAGUACGUAUGGAAUAUUGCCCAGAAAGAAGAUAACCUAUGGGUAAAAUGGGUCAAUCAUCUAUUUAUAAAAGAAGAAUCUUGGUGGGACUAUGAAGCACCUCAGGACAUCAACUGGUAUUGGAAGAAGAUAUGCCAUAUCAGAGAUAAAAUGGCAAUUGGUAUGUGA